UGUACGGCAAUGGAUUCUAGGACUAAGGGUCAGAGCUGCCUAGCGACUGGGUUGCUGCGGAACCAAGUGGCCGUGGUUACUGGCGGGGCCACGGGCAUCGGAAAAGCCAUCGCCCGGGAGCUCCUGCACCUGGGAUGUAAUGUGGUCAUUGCUUCCCGGAAUCUGAACAGAUUAAACUCUGCUGCGGAGGAACUGAGAAUGUCCCUGUGUCCCUCCAGCUGCGCUCAAGUCACUGCCAUACAAUGCAACAUCCGGAGAGAAGAAGAGGUGAAUAAUUUGGUCAACGCCACCUUAGCUAAGUAUGGUAAGAUCAACUUCUUGGUAAACAAUGGAGGAGGCCAGUUCCUGUCUCCUAUUGAAGACAUCAGUGCAAAGGGAUGGCAAGCUGUGAUCGAAACGAACCUGACAGGCACUUUCUACUUGUGUAAAGCAGUUUACAAUUCCUGGAUGAAAGAGCAUGGAGGGUCUAUCGUCAAUAUCAUUGUCCUUAUUAACAAUGGGUUUCCAGCAGCCUCGCACUCUGGAGCUGCAAGAGAAGGUGUUUACAACCUCACCAAAUCCAUGGCUUUGGCAUGGGCCAGCAGUGGAGUAAGGAUCAACUGUGUUGCUCCUGGAGUUAUUUAUUCCCAGACUGCUGUUGACAACUAUGGUGAAUUGGGACAAAGCAUGUUUGAAAUGGCCUUUGAUAAUAUCCCAGCUAAGCGCAUUGGAAUCCCUGAGGAGGUCUCGUCCUUGGUGUGUUUCCUGCUGUCCCCUGCAGCGUCCUUUAUCACUGGACAGUUGGUCAAUGUGGACGGGGGCCAGUCUUUGUAUACUCACUCCGUCAGCAUACCAGAUCACGACAACUGGCCUGCAGGACUUGGGGACCUUUCUGUGGUCAGGAGAAUGAAGGAAUCUUUUAAGAAGUCCAGGCUCUAAGUCAAGGAAGCACCUGCCUGUCUUGUUCCUGUUCCUGUGUGCCUUAGCAUCUUGAGAAUUUUGUUUUGUUUUGUUUUUUGUUCGUUUUUUGUUUUUAUGAGACAAAGUUUCUCUGUAUUGUUUUGGAGGCUGUCUGUCGAGCCUGGCCUCGAACUCACAGAGAUCCACCUGCCUCUGCCUCCCGAGUGCUGGGUUUAAAGGCGUGCGCCACCAAUGCCCGGUGUUUUGUACUUCACAAGAGAUUAUAAUUUCUGUGGAGGCAAAGAAUAAAACAAAACAAAACCCCUAAUUUUAAUGUUAUCAGUUUUAUCUAUGCAAAAACUACUCCCUAAAAUAAAUGUACCUUUGUGUUCAAAAUAAAUGUACUUUUGUGUUCAAACCA
Messenger RNA from Mesocricetus auratus (golden hamster), 1300 nucleotides. RefSeq names its product peroxisomal trans-2-enoyl-CoA reductase (gene Pecr). Gene Ontology annotation, biological process: phytol metabolic process. Gene Ontology annotation, molecular function: trans-2-enoyl-CoA reductase (NADPH) activity. The transcript has 8 exons. Gene Ontology annotation, cellular component: peroxisome. The record is from RefSeq and is a predicted model, not a curated record. Bases 10 to 918 code for a protein of 302 amino acids. NCBI's taxonomy places the organism in Eukaryota, Metazoa, Chordata, Mammalia, Rodentia, Cricetidae.